Molecule: messenger RNA, 1653 nt
Organism: Scatophagus argus
Lineage: Eukaryota; Metazoa; Chordata; Actinopteri; Scatophagidae
Product: hairy/enhancer-of-split related with YRPW motif protein 1-like
Exons: 5
Coding region: 113-1081 (322 amino acids)
Biological process (GO): Notch signaling pathway; anterior/posterior pattern specification; circulatory system development
Cellular component (GO): nucleus
Molecular function (GO): DNA-binding transcription factor activity, RNA polymerase II-specific; protein dimerization activity; RNA polymerase II cis-regulatory region sequence-specific DNA binding
Source: RefSeq, a predicted model, not a curated record
GACACCGCCCCCCUCGCCGCGGUGUGAAAGUAAUCACAGCAGAGGCAGGUCUGACGUUCAAAGUGUCUCACAGACCCUGUGCUGUCAGUGUCCCGCCGGAGCCUCCCGAUCGAUGACUGUUGAUCACCGUAAGCUUACGAGCAAAAUGAAGCGAAGCCACAAUUACAGUUCAUCGGACAGCGACCUGGACGACAAUGUUGAUGUGGAAAAGGAUAGUGGCGACGAAACCGGUCAACUUGAUUCCCACGGCUCGAUGUCACCCUCCACAGCCACGCAAGUUCAAGCCAGGAAAAGGCGCAGAGGGAUAAUUGAGAAAAGGAGACGUGACAGAAUCAAUAAUAGUUUGUUAGAGUUGAGAAGACUGGUGCCAAGUGCUUUUGAGAAACAGGGAUCAGCUAAAUUGGAAAAGGCUGAAAUUUUACAGAUGACUGUAGAUCAUUUGAAGAUGCUUCAUGCAUCUAAUGGCAAAGGGUACUUUGAAGCUCACGCUCUUGCUAAGGAUUACCGCAGCCUGGGAUUCAGGGAGUGCCUGGCAGAGACGGCUCGCUACCUGAGCAUCGUAGAAGGUCGAGAGAGUACAGACCCCCUUCGUAUACGUUUGGUGUCCCACCUCAGCAACUACGCCUCUCAGAGGGAGGUGCACACUGGACUGGAGCACUUAGCUUGGGGCUCUGCUUAUGGGACUGCCCCUGCCCAUCAUCCCCACCCCCUCCUCCUGCAGCACCCCCAGGGCAGGACACCCGCAUCCAGAAGUAACAGUAGCCCACCCUCCUCCUCGUCUUCUUCUUCCUCUACAUCUUCCUCCUCCUCCACUGAAGCUUCCGGGACAUCCAGACUCAGUGUCAUGCCCCCCACAGAGUCCCUCAGGGUGCCUCCCAACGGCUCGCUGUCCCUCAGUCUGCCAGUGCCAACAUCCAAGAUAUCACCACCACUCCUUUCAUCCCUCUCCUCACUGUCGGCCUUUCCCCUUUCCUUCAGUGCUUUCCCUCUGGUCUCUGCAUCAGCCCUGAGCACAGUGAGCCCCUCCUCCACCUUGUCGAAGCCUUACAGGCCUUGGGGCACAGAGAUUGGGGCCUUCUGAAGCUAACAACUGGACUGAAGGCAACAGUUGAGCUGUGCCCACCACUGCAAACUAGGCAGGACAACUUGCCUCAUCCGUUUUUAUAGCAAUAAAACACAGGGGAACAAAGCAAUUUAUUUUAUUAAGUGUAAAGAAUAAGUGGGAGAGAUUGCUGAGAGUUUUAGUUUUCUCUCAGUAUGUCAUUACUCUUAUAAACAAAGGAAUUCUAAAUGAUUUUAUAUUGUUUGAAAAUGAUAAAUAGUUUAGUUAACUUGCACUGUCUCCAGGUUGAGGACUGAAAUAUGGGCCAUGGAUAGGUUUACUGUAAGCACACGUAGUAAAGGUAAUAUUUUGUAGACCACAUGCUGAAACGUCUGCAUGUGUCCAGCAUGGAUGUCUGUGUUUAACAUGAUGUAGAAUUAAUUAAUUUGGUCUGCUUUGGUGUCAGGACUUGUGGAAAUGCAUAUACAUACUAUAUGUGCCGUUAUGGAAAACUAACCACUUGUGAAUCGGAAACUUUCAUUCUUGUAUCUAAUUGUAAUAUUUUUGUACCAAUAAAUUGAGUUAGAAAAAUCUGAAACAUGGAUUUAAAC